AUGCCAGAAUACAGGAGAAUUCGAGAUACCCAGCCCUCCCAAGGCAGCCAUUGCCUGGGGACUCCUAUCGUCUACUCGCCGGUCAAAGCAGACCUGACUGGAAAUAUCAAGGUAGGAAGGGGCGUGGGAGGGCUCGGGGGGGUGAACCCCCCAGGCAGAGAUGCUGUGGGAUUGGAGAGGGGCCUGAAGUUCAUGCUGGUGUUGCUGCAGAGCAUCUCUGACGGUGAGCGGGACGAGGAGCAUCCGAACCUCAUCCGAGUGAACGCCAUGAAGGCUUACGAGAUCGCGCUGAAGAAAUACCAUGGCUGGAUGCUGCAGAAACUCUUCACGUUUGAGGAACACUUUAAUGUGGCAAAUUCUGCACCACCCGCUAAUGGGGCACCUUCCCUGCCGCCCGCCCAGGGCAUGUCCCUGCACAUCCCGGUGUCGGCGCUGGCGUCUGUGCCCCUGUGA
Molecule: messenger RNA, 453 nt
Organism: Pygoscelis adeliae (Adelie penguin)
Lineage: Eukaryota; Metazoa; Chordata; Aves; Sphenisciformes; Spheniscidae
Gene: GLTP
Product: glycolipid transfer protein
Exons: 4
Coding region: 1-453 (150 amino acids)
Biological process (GO): intermembrane lipid transfer
Cellular component (GO): cytoplasm
Molecular function (GO): lipid transfer activity
Source: RefSeq, a predicted model, not a curated record